Molecule: messenger RNA, 9712 nt
Organism: Cinara cedri
Lineage: Eukaryota; Metazoa; Arthropoda; Insecta; Hemiptera; Aphididae
Source: the annotation of a GenBank genome assembly
GAAAUAAUUACUUACUAAUGAUAUAGUGUUGUGUACAAAAUAUCAUUAUUUUAUAGACGUUUUGAAUUACAGCAUAGAUUUUAUUUUUUAUUUGUAUAAUUAAUAUUAUAUUCAGGUAGGUUUUUAUGACAAAAAGUCACUAUGAAGUAGAAUAAUAUUCGAAAAGUAAUAAAAACAAUAUUAUUGUUUCAAAAUCUAAAUAUAUUUUCAUUUUAAAAACCGGUCAUGAACAAUAGAGUAUAUUAUUAUAAUUUACUUUCGUAUACGGUCCAAUAUAGUUCUUUUUUUUUUUCAAUAGAUCCUUUUAACAAUAAUAACCUUUUUUUUAUUUUUUGUCGUUGUUUAAUAUCAACAAAAAUAAUAUGUCAACAGUAACCGCGAUAACGUGAAAAAUGAGAAGGGGUCUGUUUUGGCUUCGUAUCUUUAGUUUAGCGGUAUUUUCGUGGAUAGUAUUUUUCGCGAUGACCGUCCACCAAGAACGGAAGCAAAAAUACAUCAAUAUCGAUAGUUUAAAUCAAACGCUAAACGAAGCUCUGUGUGAACUUACUAAAGUUCUCGAUGAAAACGCUGAACUAAAACAACAAGUGAUCGUCCUUAGUGAAAAGUAAUGUAUAACAUAUUAAUUUUUCUGUCGUUUAAACGUUAACUAUAUGAAUGUUUAGAAUAUUUAAAAUUACGAUAUGAUGCAUUUAACAUCGAGCUAUGAGUACCCAUCACAUAGGUUCGUUAUAAAAAUAUCGCUUUUUUUUUUAAUUUGGAUCCUGAGUGUAGCGAGGGAUUUAUUGGUUUUACUAUGUGUUUUUAGAUUUUGAUCACAGCAAGACAUGUAUUGCAUUUUCUAGAAGAAAUGGUUAAAUUUUCAAAAUAUUUGAGCCAUUUUUGAACUAGGUAUUUGUAGAUAUUUUAAUUUUGCAUGUGUUUUACAUAUUUAAUUAUUAUUCGAUAGAUACUCUAUGGAUAAAAUUCUAUGACCAAACAGAAAUGCUUAAAAAUCCAAUAGGUGGUUUAUUAUAAUUUAUAAGUCAUACUUAGAGCUCAAAAAAAAAAAGACGUCCUAGGAUAAUAGAAACGAGUGCACAUACAGUUAUAGAUAAUUUAAUGUACCUGUAAGCAACGAUAAACCAUUGUUUACGAAAAAACGAUUCUGAGUGGUAUUCAGUUGAUAAUGAUGCUUUGUUAACAAUAUACCGGGUAAUUCAUUUAAGUGGACUCAUUAUCUUGGAAAAUAUUAAUUUAUUUUGGUUUUUGUUUUAUUGAAAAUUUAAGAAACAAACAAUUCUACAAUUUUAUAUUAAUGUUAUUUUUUGUCACCCUCUUUUUUGGAAAUAAAAUCACUACCUACUUUUGAUUUUCAAAUGGCAACCUAAAUUAAAAAUUCCAUUAGUUUAUCUAACCGUUGAUCAGUUUACGAGAUACUCCACUAUUAAGUUUAGGUUUGAGGAGAGUAGUGGAGCACCACUACUUUCCUCCAAUCUAAAAUUAAAAGUGGAAUAUUUCGUAAACGACUUAACAGAAAUCAAACGUUUCAACACUAAAAUUUAUUUUAACUAAUAUUCCAUCUAUUUAUGGGAUUUUUAAUAUAGGUUGCCAUUUAAAAAUCAAAAGUAAGUGGUGGUUUCACCUCCAAAAAUAAGGGUGAUAAAAAAUAAAAUAAAAAUAAUAUUGCAGAGCAGCUUAUUUCAUAAAUGUUCUAGAAAACAAAUUCUGGAAAAAGUUAAUGCUUUCUGAGAUAAUGAGUAUAGUGUACCCAUUUAAAUGAAUCACCUGGUAUAUGUUAUUUUAUAGUAAAACAAUUAAAUAGGCUUUAUAUAUUUGUUUUAAUACUAUUUCUUUAAUGUUAUACCGAUUUUCCCAAUUUUCCUAUGUUUAUCCCGGUUUUCCCAUGUUUUAUCACGGUUUUUCACAUUUACUAGGAAAACUCCCGAUAAAAUCGAAAAGUAAAAAUUCCUUUUAGAAACAUUGAUAUCAUUAAAAGUUCGAGCAAAAUUCCUGGUAGAAAAGUUGUUCACAGCAAAAAAAAGCCGUAAUAUAUUUUAAUUAAUAUCUUUAUUUCUUAUAUUAUUUUCCGUUUUUUUCGUUCUGUACAGAUACAUUAAAUUCCCAUCUUACCUUCCACACUUUUAACCUACAAUAAUGGCUCAUCCAGUGCCGUGCCUAGCAAAAUCAGCGGCACCCUAUGCCAGAAAAAUUUACCGUUAAGCAAAAAAAAGAAAACCUAUCCAUUGGAAAUUUACUCAUACGCUCAAUUACAGAACUUUAAUAAUUUGUAUUGGCCAUAUGGUCAUAAAACCUGGUGCGUGGGCACCUCUUGCACCCUACUAGGCAGGUCCCUGGGCCCACUAUUGUUCAAAGUAUGUCCGUCUUUUUUUUCUUUGUGAUCUGUGUACGGAUUGUCUAAUAAAUCUUGUGCUAAUCAAACAUUUCUUUAUAGAAACUUGUCCAAUUUUGGAUCUAGCUAUUGCAUUACGGAGGUCAUUUUUUUGAUAUUCGUUGUAUUCGUUCUUAAUGAUUAGGAGAAACGAUAAAUUUGUUAUUUGAUUUUUUUAAUUUCUGGGUUACAUUGAUAAUUGGCUAUAAGAGAAGAAAUACAACUAAUACUACUACUAUGUUUUUAAAGGCCGUAAUAUUUACGGUUUUCGUCAAAAUUGUAUGUUAAUAAAACUUAUAAAAAUGUACAUUAUACCUACUAAAUUUUUUUUUUUUAUCACUAAGUUUUGACCUAUAAUGAAUCUUCUGUUAAAUUUUCAACCAUUUCUGUUUAUUCAAACAAUUUUAUCUACUAAGUAUCCAAAAAAUAAAAAUAACGUAAAAAAACUCGCAAAAUUUAAAUGUUUAUAAAUAGCUCAAAAAUGACUCAAUUGUUUUACAAAUUUCACUAUGUCUAGAAAAACAAAUAUAAGUUUUCUAUAAUAUUAUCAAGUACAGAAUAACAUUAAAAAAUCAAAAUUGAAAAUAAUAAAAGAAUUAUUUUCGUAAAUUUUCCUGUUAUUUCUACGUUUUUUUUUCAACUUUGCUUAAUUAUUUAAAAAACCUACCAAGAUAAUCAAAAAUUACUUAGUCAUCUACUAGAACAAAAAUGAAACAAAAAAAGUCUCAUGUUGUUUUCCUACUGGAAUAAUAUUUUUGGUAGAAAACUAACCGUGAUGAAUUAUCUCGUAUUGCAUCGUAAAAUGGUUAAAAUAAAAAGUAAAAAUAUGUAGAAUCUUCCAACUCUUUAGAGUAAAUAUUUAAAAUACUCAUUUUGUGUUAAUAUAAUAACAAAUUUAUAUUUUAUGUUUAUAGGCUCAAAGUCAACGAAAAACAACAAGUAUUCUUGACAUAUUCAAUAUUAAUAAAUUAUAAUGUUUUUUUUUUUUUAAUAAGUUCUGUUUUUAUAAAUAUAUAAAACAUUAUUUUGAUUGUUAUUCAUAAUGUUUAUUUGCAAUUGUGUUAGCAACAAACUUAAUAGCUUUUUAAAAUUUAUUAAUAAGUAUACGUACUUUUUUUUUUUUUAACAAUAAAUUAGAAUAUUCAAUUAAAUUAGAUUUGUACAACAGAGGCUUAAAAAUUUAAAUAAAUACCAUAGUAGUAAAAACUAAAUCAAAAUCGAGCAUUAAAAUGCAUUAUUUUAUAUGGUAAAACGUUCAUGAAUCACAAGUAAAUUUAACAAAAUAUGGCAAACACCAGAUUAAGAUUUUCUAUACGCAUACAUUUUAUUGAACAUUUCUUCUCAUCUUCGAACGCGUUCGCCAAAGAAAAUUAACUUACAUCAAUUUUUUCGGGUUCUCGUAUCUCAAAAAUUGGUCAUAUGCUAUAUGCUAAUACUCCACAAAUACUUAGUUCUAGGGAUGAUUUUUAUCUGGGGCAUUAUUCUUAAACUUAUAUGAAUAGGAUCUGUAUACGGAGACUGCUGCUUUCACAAGAUAAGAAAGUCGUAUUUUAGAUUCUGAGUGGAGCGAAGAAACCCAUGGUUUUACAAAAAUGUUUAUUUUUUUUUUUAUCUGUGCGCAACUUUUCUACUAGAAGACUUGCUUAAAUUUUUAAGUGCAGCACCUUUUCGGGGAGUUUUCUUAUUAAAUUUGAAAAACAGAAAAAAAAACGGGAAAAUGUACGAAAUAUAUUACUAAAAUAUUACGAUUUUUUUUCCAUGUGCACAACUUUUCUAUUAGCAAUUUUACUCCAAUUUAUAAUAAUAGCGAUUUUUCUAAAAGAAAAUUUCACUGGGGAAGUACUUUAAACAGAUCAUUUUUCGAUUUCCCCAAGAGUUUUCCCAGCAAAUAUGAAAACCGAGAUAAAACAUGGGAAACCGGGUAAAAUAUAGGAAAACUAAGAAAAUCGGUACGAAAUUAAACAAAUAUUAUUGAAAAAAAUAUAUAGAGCCUAUUUAAUUAUUUUAAUAUAAUAUGACAUAUAUAGUGUUCACAAAGCAUCACUAUCAACUGAACUCCACUCAGAAUCGGUUUUUCGUAAACAAUAGUUUAUCGUUGCUUACAUGUACAUUAAAUUAUCUAUAACAGUGGCUGCACCUGUCCCCAUUAUCCUAGGACGUCUUUUAAAAAAUUACCCGUAUACGAAUCAGUUAUUUUAAAUGAAGAACAUACGAUUCCUUCGGAUGAGUCUAGGCAAGUGACAACAUUCUCGUAUAUGUAUCCAAUUAUCCAAUGUUAAAAACCGUUUAUAUCACUAUAGAAAACAAGUUUUUUUGAUAUUUUAAUCAUAUUUUAUCACAUUAUUUACUUUAAUACUUAUAUCUUAUUUGAAAAUACCAUUUAAUGUAAUUAUUUUAUAUUAUUUAUACAUAAUGAUAUUAUUUUAAAAUAAUUUUAUAAAAUAAGGAAAAUAGGUCUAGGAAAUUUCGCUGUUGAUCGUUUUGCUGAUGGGCCAAUUUACUACCAAACAUUUUUCCACUGAACCGAUUCACCGCUAACCGACUUGUUACCGACCGUAUCGACGCCGGAUUUAUAAUCUAAAAUUUAAAGGGGAUUGUUCAGGUUUUUUUUUAAUAAUGAAACAAAUCGGUUUGUUGGUGUCAUAUCGGUAUAGUAUAGCAGUGAAUCAGUUAGAUUAGCAUCCGGUCAGCAGUGAAACAGAUAACAGCACUAUGGGAGCAACAUAGGAUUUACUUUGAUAGCCCAUUCUACUAUACCACAACAUACGUAACUUACUUAUAAAUAUCUUAUAAACAUAAUGAAUUUAAAAAAAUAAACAUGAACACAAAAAUAUCAAAGCUGAAAAAAUUUGAGCAUUAUAACAAUAAAUUUAUAAACGAUUGCAUAAUAACUAAUCUUAAUAAUAAAAAAAAAAAAAAACAUUUUAACAGAAAACUAAAAAGAACAAACUUAAAGGACCACCCGAAGAAUAUGAACUGCUGCGACGACGUAUAUUAUUGAACACAAAAGAAUUUUGGUAUUACGUGAGUUCCAAAUGGAGAGAGUUGAACAAAGAGUUCAAAAACGUAAGUUAUGUUGAGAAAACGAGAAACAUGAUCGACGAACAUUAUAGAUCAUUAAUAACCAAUGUGAUAAAACUGGCCGAUGUUGAUGGACAUGCUCGGUGGCGACAACAAGAACACAAUUAUUUAAGUGCUUUAAUCGAAAAGAGGUUGAAAUACGUACAAAAUCCACCGGACUGUUCCAAUGCGCAAAAAGUCGUAUGCCAAUUCGACACUGUGAGUUUUGGAUAAAUAAAUUAUCAUUUCAUUGUUUACUUAUGAUUUACUUAUAAUUAAACUAUCAAUCAAAAAACACUCAUUUUUUUAGGAUUGUUUAGUUUUUAUGAGCUUACAAUAAUUUGAUAAUUUCAUUAUUUCUUAAUCAAUUAACUGUAUAACAUAUGUGGCGUUCGUAAGGCAUUAAUUCGAAAAUGGUUUAAAAUUUAUUAGCCAAAACAAAAAUGUGUAAUUUUUUUCCAAAAAAUCAUGUUUCUAUUUUGUAGUCAAAAUUAAUUUUGUAGCUUAAACCAAUUUUCACAAACAUUACAUGCUAUUUUCGUGUUUUUAGAAUGAUUGGUAUGCAUUUGGUUGUCGAUUACAUCAUCUGCUCAACUGUAUGGUUACGGCCUACGGUUCUGGACGGACAAUGGUCAUGUAUAAUCAUGAUGCCUGGGAGUUUACUAGCGGAGGGUGGAACACCUUGUUUUUGCCACUGAGUGAUACUUGCGAGUCGGUGGAAGGCAAAACAGUCGCCCCUUGGCCGAGAAAUUCGACGCGUAGGUAUUCGCUUCGAAACGUGUUGUUCAGCGUCUUACCGUCUGUGUUUUUCAGACGAACCAAACACUCAAGUAUUAACGCUCGUCCUACCAUUAAUCACCGUGAAUGACAGUAAUCGUGCAAGACCUCCAUUCAUCCCACUUAUACUUCCAGAAGAUUUGGCUACGAGAAUAAACGUCUUGCACGGUGACCCCGGCGUUUGGUGGAUAGGUCAGUUUUUGAAGUACAUGCUCCGGCCUCAAAAAUCAAUUAGUGACAAAAUCACAGCAUAUGCCGAACGCAUCAAAUUCCGUACACCAUGUGUCGGGUAAGUACAGCUAAUUUUCAUCUGAUGUUCUGCGAUUUUCGUAUGAAAUUGUUGAUAUAACAUAUUAUGGUCUUUAUAUCGUCUGCAGAGUUCAUGUCCGACGAACAGACAAAAUUAAAUCGGAAGCCGCGUUACACAACCUAGACGAAUACAUGUACCACGUAGGAGAAUAUUACAAAAUCAAAGAACUGUACGACGGCAGGCCGUGUGAGAAACGAAUUUACUUAGCUACGGAUGAACCACAAGUUUUCGAUGAAGCUAAACUCAAGUGAAAUAAAAUAUUUAAACACAAUUAACAUAUUUUUUGUGCUACAAUCGUAACAUUGAUAUUUUUCAGGUAUCCCGACUACGAAAUAAUUGGCGACCCAGAAAUAUCUAAAACUGGAAUCCCGAAAGCACGUAAAUCGGAUAAUUCGUUAGUGAAUGUUUUUAUCGAUAUACAUUUUUUAGCUUCUUGCGAAUACCUGGUCUGUACGUUUUCAUCAAAUGUACGUAAAAACUUUUUUUUUUCAUUGUUCGACAAAGUCAAACAAUUAAAUUUCAUAUGCUGCAAUGUGUAUAAAAUUAAAUUUUUGGAAUAUUAUUAAAACUAUCAGAAUUAACACAAAAAAAAUUCAAGAUAUUGAUUAUGCGUAGCAAAAGCGGUCAAACAAUUGGGAAAGAAACAGGAUACAUAUCCACCCAUUACCUAAUUUUUCUUAAAUAUUUAUAAUAAUAUAUAAGAUGAUUUUUUAAGCAUGCUCACCCCAUUUGUAUGGUUAAAAUUAUACAUAAUUUAAAUUCUGAUUUUUGAAUUUUUUUUUAUGUAAUGAAACGAUAAUAUCGAAUUUCUUAUUACAUGUUAAACCUUUUAUUGUAAAUAAUUAUUACUAUAAAUAUGGAAAUGCGUUUUGAUGCUGCUCAAAUGCUAUACGAAAUAUAAUAUAAACAUCGAAUGUCUUAAUUUUUGUCAUAACACAGUGUAGUCUAUAAUAAUACCAACUUUAAUUUUUCAAACAAAAACCUAAAUGUUUUAAUGCAAGUUGUCAAUCAGAUGCUUAAAAAAAUCACUGUGUAUGUACAGAUUAAUUUUUUUAUCAUAAAACAGCAAUUAUUUUGGAGAAUUUUAAGUGAAUUUGAUUUCAAUUUUUUUUUCUAAUCAUUAUGGAAUCAUUUAAGCUUUAUUUUAAAACCAUUUUUAAUUUUUUAUCCCUACUCCAUUACUUUAAAUAAGUACAUACUUUUACUUUUUAAAUAGAAACCCUCUCCCUUUUUGAACAAAAAUUUAAAUAGAGAAUAUUUUUCUAGAUUAGAUCGGAGGACUACGAAUUGAUAAUAAAUUUCCUAUCUAAUAUUAUAUUAUUAUUAUUAUUAACGUAGAUUACUUUUGUAAGAGAAAUGUGGGAUACAAAAUAUAAUUUAAUUUACAAUUUUACGCAAUGAUAACUCAUUAUUAACGAAAAACGAUUCUGAACGAAGUUCGGUUAAAAAAGUUUUGAAAUGCUACAAUUUGAAUGAUUUUCUAAAAAAAAUUUUAAAAAUGUAUUUUCGAAUACAUACGAUCGAAAAAUUUCAGAUUUCAAUAAAGAUAUAAGCUUAUUAAGUAAUAUAGAAAGUAUUAUGGAAAAACAUUUUACUUCAGUAGCUACAAAAUUUAAAUUAUUAAACCUACGAUUAUUUUUAACUGAAUUUCAAAAUAAUAAAUAAAGUUGAAAAUAAAAGAAAACCAUAUUUCGUAAAUAUUCACGUUUUUCUCCAAUUAUUAAGAAAUCUACAAAAAAAAAAAAAAAAAUUCAAAAAAUAAACUUAAUGCACCAACUACUCGUAAUCGAAAUUUGCUACCAAAAACCAACUCUGAAAUCGAUGGUCAAGAUUUCUGGUUUAAAAGUUGCUAACGUUAUAUUAUAAUAAAACCAAUAUAUUUCUCGCUUUAUUUAGAAUAUGAAAAAUAUAAAAAAUAAAAUUACAUUUGCAUGUCAAAUAUAUUUGUAUCCUCUUUUCAGGUUUGUCGAAUAGCUUAUGAAAUAAUGAACAGUGUCAAACCCGACGCGUCAGCUAUGUUUACAUCUUUAGACGACACAUAUUACUUCAAUGAUCAAAUACACAGACUAAAUGUCGCUAUUUUACCACACAAAGCCGAAGGACCGGAAGAGAUGGAUUUACAGGUAGGCGAUCAGAUUGAAGUAGCCGGAAAUCAUUGGAACGGUUAUUCAAAAGGAAUGAAUCUAAGAACAAAACAAUUCCUACUUUACCCUACUUUUAAGGUAGGUAUACAUAGGAAAAAUAUAAAUGUUACACGUUUAGGUUACAGUAAUAAUAUAGAAAAAAAUAAUUUUAUUUAUACGACGUAAUAAAAUUGUAUCUGUUUUUUCGUCCAUCCAGGUAAUUCCGAAAAUUGAAACCAUACCAUUCGCCACUUAUCCUAAUAUUACAAUAAAUAUUGAUGAAUUCAACGAAGAAAUAAACGAAUAAUAAUUAAUGGUUGAUAAUUAUGUGACAAAUGUUAAAAAUAAAUUGUAAAUGUGAUUAAUUCGAAUUUUAUCUAUCAAUAUAUUCAGAUCGAAAGUCAAAAUCGAUAUAUAUUUAUGGUAUACGGUCAGUGACGCGUACAGAAGGGAGAGAGUUAGAGUUUUUAUACUUCCUCUCCCCACUCAUUCGCAUAAAAAUACAAACUAUGAGUAUAUAGUAAUAAUUUUACCAUGAAAUUACGCGUAUAUAAUAUUUCAGUUAAAUUACUAUAAAAAAAGUUUGAUUCAUUAAAUAAAAAUUGGCAUUUUUAAAUCCAACUUUUAAAUUCUCAUUAUCGAGUUAGGUGUGACAAAAGAAAAUUCAACGAUUUAUAGAUGAAUCAUGAUUAUUAUAUACUAAAUCCCCAACCAUUCAAAACUCCUGAGCAACGUCACCCUUUACGGUCAUACGAAAUAAGAAAUAUAUAUAUUUGAAAAUAGAAGAUGAUUAAACAAUAUAUUUCUAUAACGAUUGAAAAAAAAAAAAACCAAAAUAACAUUUACUAAAAAUCCUUGGGAGAUAAUAAUCUGUGGUCUACGAUAAAAAAAAAAAAAAAAAAUCACACUGUAUUGUCUGAAAUAACAACUAUUGCAAACAAAACGCACCUAACUUCAUUUGGUAAUAUGAUAUACGAACAAACUUUACAAAGUGAGAUUAAAAAAUAUUUUAUGUUUUUCCGACGAAUUUAUAUAACUAUUGUCGUUUGUCCCUCGCUGUUUACAUAUCACGCA